Messenger RNA from Thunnus maccoyii (southern bluefin tuna), 1438 nucleotides. RefSeq names its product PIH1 domain containing 2 (gene pih1d2). Gene Ontology annotation, cellular component: R2TP complex; ribonucleoprotein complex; cytoplasm. Gene Ontology annotation, biological process: rRNA processing; box C/D snoRNP assembly. The record is from RefSeq and is a predicted model, not a curated record. The transcript has 5 exons. Lineage: Eukaryota; Metazoa; Chordata; Actinopteri; Scombriformes; Scombridae. Bases 292 to 1257 code for a protein of 321 amino acids.
GAGGCAUCUGUGUGACGUUUCCACUCAUCUAGUUUCCAUAGAAACUAACAACAUUAGCUAAACCAGCGUUAGCUCUUACUUUAAGUUGGCAGGAAUUAACUAGUUUGUCAUAUUUUUAGUGAUAUUGCUGUACAAAAUAUAAUAUGUUAGUGUCUAAUUAAAUAGCAACACUGUUGACAAGUUGACUCUCUAACUUCAACUCACAAAGUUUAUUGGUUUUUUUUGGUGUUUGACGUUCUUGUCAGACAGCUAACUAGCUAAAUUAGUGUUAGAUUAGUAAGUCACCUUAAGAUGUCAUUCACUGGCAGUACGGGGGCUGUUUUGCAGCAGGUCAAUCAGUUUUGGUCCAUGCUGGAUGAUCUUUGUGAGAAUGACCCCGAAGCCUACCACAAGUUCAUCGAGAAACAGAUGAAGGAAGGAGCUGAAUAUAGUGCACCGCCUGAGCUCGACUCAUGUCUGUGCACUGACAUACUGGAGCCGGGGAAAGGGUUGUUAUACAUCAACAUAUGCAGCUGGAAACGUGUGCCUGCGCCUCAGGAUCCCAGCAAGCCAUUACCUGUGUGUGCAGGAAAACUGGAAACAGACACAAAUGAAGGCCGCUACGCUGUGUUGGAUGUGGCAUUAAACGCUUCAGUGCUACAGGAAAGUAAGAAAGACAAAACAGAGAUGAACCAGGUUUAUAUGCUGGCACUGAGCUUUGCCCAGCAGCAGCAUGGGUUCAGGUUAUCUCACCAGUACACUGUCGUCAGCCAUAGCCCAAAAAGUAACCCAGAUGACUUGUACCGGCGCCUUGGGUUUCAGCAGAGGCCCAACACAGCCAAACAACCUGACACAGGUGGAGUAAAAAGCAUACAGACACCAGCUGCCCUCCUGCAGCAGAUCUCCUGUCUACGUUCAGAGAAACAAGACAAAGAUCCGGCAGCACAAAUUAUCUGUAGACCUGCGGAGCACAAGAAGAAGGGUUUAAUCCAGGUCAUCUCCACCACAUAUCAGCAGCCUCAGAAGCCAGACUACCAACUAGAGGUGAAGACUGAUACAGCAGGAGUUCCUUGCAACGUGGAACUGACAGUGGAGCUGCCAAAGGUUAGCUCCAUGUCAGAGUGCCAGCUGAGAAUAUCCAAGGAAGAUGUCUUAUUGGAAGUGGAGGAUGUCUACUAUUUGCUUUUGGAGUUCCCAAAAACUGUAAAUGAAGACACUGCAGCUGCCAUAUUUAACAAGAAGAAACGAAGACUUACUUUAAAAGUGGAUAUUUUAUGACAUUUCAAAGCCAAUCAAUCUGAAGUUAUUUGCCUCCAUCAGCCCCCCUGCCAUGAUUGGGCAGAGGACGCUUCUGCUACUAAGAAUACCUUCAAUAACCAAAACAAAUUAAAUUUCUUCAAUCUGAAAUACCUUGUGAACACAUGGAGGGACUUGUUCUGAAAUAAAUUUGUCAGUGUCC